Moneuplotes crassus is the source of this 648-nucleotide messenger RNA. The record is from the annotation of a GenBank genome assembly. Lineage: Eukaryota; Ciliophora; Spirotrichea; Euplotida; Euplotidae.
AUGGCAGUGGCUUGCAUCAAUUGAUUUGUAACACCUUACGGAAUAUCUUUCUACCCUAACCACUUUGAAAAUGCGAUUAUUCUGAUGUUAAUAAUAAUAAUAGAUAUUUUAUUUAGGAUUGAUAUUUUUGUGAGCUUUCAAACAUCAUUCAUACAACCUGAAACUGGCAUUGAGGUAUUCCAUUAGAGAAAGGUCACCAUUAAUGAUCUCAAAGGUCAAUUUAUUAUUGGUAAGAUUUGAGUAGUGCAACUGGGAUACUUAUCACUUAUCUUCUCAGAAAAUGAUAAUUAUGUUCUUUGGCUCAAAAUUAUUGACUUUACUAAACUUACUCAGAUUUCCAGACUCCGUGUAAUUGUUACUCAUCUAAAAUAGAAGAACGAAGUCACAAACGUUGCUAGGAUACUCAAGCUAGUGUUCUUUAUAUUCCCAUUUACCUGUUAACUAGGUUGUGCUUGAUAUAAGAUUGCAGAUUAACAAAAAUAUGAAUCCCCUCUUGACUUCCUUUAUCUCUCAACAAAUUUUUAUGACCAAGGCGCUUUCUUCAGGUACAUUUCUUAGAUUUACCAUACAUUCCUAAUCAUUGGAGAAAACGACAUUGGAGUCAGGAAUCAAUCCCGGAUGGCUUUGUCUCAUGAUGUUGUUUGUCUG